Molecule: messenger RNA, 3090 nt
Organism: Pestalotiopsis fici W106-1
Lineage: Eukaryota; Fungi; Ascomycota; Sordariomycetes; Amphisphaeriales; Sporocadaceae
Exons: 2
Coding region: 1-3090 (1029 amino acids)
Biological process (GO): lactose catabolic process
Cellular component (GO): beta-galactosidase complex
Molecular function (GO): carbohydrate binding; beta-galactosidase activity
Source: RefSeq, a predicted model, not a curated record
AUGGCUAGCAAAUUCCCCAAUUCCAAGCCCGACUGGAACAACAUUGAUGUUAUCCAUCGCAAUGUCUUACCUUCCCGAUCAUACUUCUUUACUUGCAACACAGAAGAGGAUGCCAUUCGCGGUCAUCAUUCUUGUUUGCUUAGCUUGAGUGGGACAUGGAAGUUUCAAUAUAACGACAACCCGUUCGAAGCCCCCGAUGAUUUCCAUCAUCCGGACUUUGAUACUACCAACUGGUCCGACAUUGAGGUUCCUGGGCAUUGGCAGCUCCAAGGCUGGCGCAAACCCCAUUACUCCAACGUGAAUUUCACGCUCCCGGUAGAUCCUCCAAAUAUUCCUCUCAACACCAACCAGACGGGAAGCUACAUUACCACGUUCUCCAUCCCCCAAGAUAUGAGCCCUAUGGCUCAUCAGCUCCGGCUUCGCUUUGAAGGGGUCGACUCGGCUUUCCAUGUCUAUCUAAACGGCCAUGAAGUCGGCUAUUCCGAAGGGGCGCGAAGCCCUGCCGAGUUCGAUAUAAGUAGUCUGGUCACCGAGGUUAAUAACGUUCUAGCCGUUCGAGUCUACCAGUUCUGCACUGGAAGUUACCUCGAGGAUCAGGACCAAUGGCGGAUGAGCGGAAUAUUCCGCGACGUCCUCCUCAUUGGGUUCCCCAAGAAUCGCUAUGUUCAAGACUUCUACGUGCAAACCAUCCUCGACCGUCAAUACAGGGACGCAGAGCUCGCCGUUCAGGUGGUCACACAUGGCAGUGGAAAAAUCUACCUUAAGUUGCUGGACGGCGAUCGAGUGGUUUUGACAGAGAACAAGGAAGCUGAUGGUGUUUCCACGGUUCGCUUCAAUGUGCCGGUAAUCGGCCCAAAGCUCUGGUCUGCUGAAAAGCCUUUUCUGUACAAUCUUAUUCUGUCAUUUGGUGAUAUAUUCAUCUGCCAUCACGUCGGCUUUCGACAAGUUGAGAUAAAAAACGGACUUCUUCUGGUAAAUGGCAAGCGUAUUGUUUUCCGUGGCGUGAAUCGGCACGAGCACCACCCUCAGUUUGGCAGGGCAGUCCCCUACGAGUUCAUGAAGAAGGAUUUACUCCUCAUGAAGCAGCAUAAUAUCAAUGCCAUCCGAACAAGUCAUCAACCAAAUGACCCCAGGCUAUACUCUUUGGCUGAUAUGUUGGGGCUUUAUGUCAUGAAUGAAGCCGAUGUUGAAUGCCACGGAUUCGCAACUAUUGAGCGGAUUCAACUAUCGCCAGAAGACCAGAAGAAGUCUUACGCGGAGAGGAUCGAACUCAUUUACGGCAAGGCUGCUCGAUGGACCACGGACAAUCCUCAAUGGGAGAGACAUUACGUGGAUCGUGGUAGACAGCUUGUCGCUCGCGACAGGAACCAUCCUUCGGUCGUCAUCUGGUCCUUAGGCAACGAAGCAUUCUACGGUUGCAACUUUCGUGCGAUGUACAAAGCCAUCAAAGCCAUGGAUGAUCGACCAGUCCAUUAUGAAGGAGAUCGGAAAGCCGAAUCUGCAGACAUAGUUUCGCGCAUGUAUGAGGAGGUCGAAACGCUUUCCAAGUUUGGUAAAGAGACAUCUACGAAACCCUUUGUACUUUGCGAGUUUCUCCAUGCAAUGGGGAACGGGCCGGGCAAUAUCAAGGAAUAUGUGGAUGAAUUCUACAAAUAUCCUCGCUUGCAAGGUGGAUGGGUUUGGGAAUGGUCAAAUCAUGGCAUCAAGACACGGAAUAAUGCCGGAAUCGAGUUCUAUGGGUAUGGAGGUGAUUUUGGCGAAGAGCUCCACGACAGGAAUUUCUGCCUGGAUGGGUUAAUCUUUUCUGACCAUACCCCAACGCCAGGGCUACUGGAAUACAAGAAGGCGAUCGAGCCAGUUCAAGUGGAAGGCUACGAAGCCAGCGGCAAAGUCACGAUCGUCAACCGAUACGACAGCAUAUAUCUUGAGCAUCUCACUUGUGAGGCUCUUUUGGUUGGUGAUGGUUUUGCCACAUCGCUUGGGCCUGUCUCCAUCCCGAUUGUCGCUCCCCAUGCCAGGGCCUUGUUGGAGCUGCCAGACUUUGAUGUCGAAGAUAUUCAAGGCGAAUUAUUCCUCCAAAUCGAAUUUCGCUUGAAGGCAGAUGAGAUGUGGGCUAGCCGCGGGCAUCUAGUAUCCGCUUCGCAGGUCCAACUUCGCGGCCCUACCAAUUUUGGGCUUGAGAAGUCUAACUACCCGUGCCCUCGAUUGCUUGCCACUAGGAAUGAACUUGACAUCUUGACCAAUGUCUCUCAUUGGCGGUUCUCUCUGGUCCACGGAAGAAUCGUCUCGUGGGAAAAGGACAGCGUUGAGAUGAUUCACAGCGACUUGGGACCUACACUGAGCUUUUGUCGAGCACAGACAGACAACGAUCGACGCAGAGAUGGCCUAGAUUGGGAAGAGAAGCUGCUCCGUCUAGCCUUUUCAUCUACCCGGAAUGUUACUUGGUCAACACAAGAUUCCUCAAUUCAAGUGCUGGUCACAACCCGUGUUGCUCCUCCUGCAUUGUCAUGGUCUAUCGAUUGUGUCACGAGGUACAUCUUCUCUGGAGAUGGAUCUCUCAGAAUUGAGGUUCAAGGCACGCCUCAAGGUUCAAACCUGCCUGCCACAUUACCACGCGUUGGGCUCACAGUCGCACUUUCUAAGAAUUUUGACACUGUCGAAUGGUUUGGACGAGGGCCAGGGGAGAGUUAUAAGGACAAGAAGCUCUCCCAACUUGUUGGAAACUGGUUUGCCCCGGUCAAAGAACUUUCCGUCGGGUACGAGUUUCCGCAAGAAAACGGUAAUCGAACAGAUGUCAGAUGGGUUCGUCUGUGCUCGACAAACGGGCCAACUACGGUCGGUCAAACUUCAUCCUCAAUUCUGCAGGCAAGCUUUGGUAAUCAAGAGGGAUUCAGCUUCAGUGCAAGCCAUAACACCUGGAAGGACCUAGAAGACGCAAGGCACCCCUUCGAUCUGAUUGAGAGAGACUAUGUGGAGCUGAGGUUGGAUGCAGAUCACCAUGGACUCGGCAGUGGUAGCUGUGGCCCAAAGACCAGGCCAGAAUAUGCCCUGGACACGAAACCAUUCCAAUUUGAGCUUGAGCUGCGAUAG